AUGGGCGUUACGACUGUGACGUCAACGCGCAUUAAGAAGGGGCAAGAAAAGAAUGAAACUGGGGAGGAAUAUAUACUAAACAUGGACAAGUUUCCCCAUGUAGCUCUAUCCAAGACUUACAAUACUAACUAUCAAGUCCCGGAUUCAGCUGGAACUGCUACAGCAUUUUUAUGUGGUGCCAAAACUAAGCGUGGAAUGAUUGGUCAAGACGAUACGGGUACCAGAAGCGAUUGUGAAGCAAGUCUGGGAUCAGAUAUUCCAUCAAUUCUUGAAAUAGCUCAACAAGCUGGUAAAUCCGUUGGAAUUGUGACAACAACUCGCCUCACCCAUGCCACCCCCGCGUCUGCCUAUGCACAUAUUCCUGACAGGUACUGGGAGGCUGAUAGUGAUAUUCCUCUCGAAGAGCAAAAUAAGGGUUGUGAUGAUAUUGCCCUGCAGUUCAUACAAAAUCCUGGCAUACAGGUUGCUCUUGGAGGUGGACGGUCGAAAUUCACACCGACAACUUUGGAUGAUCCUGAAAACCCGAUUACAAAAGGCGACCGUGAUGAUGGACGAAACUUAAUUAAAGAAUGGCUGGAAAGCAAGCCUGAAGGAACAGCUGAAUUUGUAUGGAACGAGGCAGACUUUGAUUUGGUGGACCCAGCUGAGACGGACUUUUUAUUAGGUCUGUUCGCUGCUAGUCACAUGAGUUAUGAGAAUAGCCGACUUGAUGACAAUGCCGGGGAACCACACAUUGCUAGCAUGACAAAUAAAGCCAUCAAGAUCCUGGCAAAGAAUCCUGAAGGAUUUUUCUUACUAGUUGAAGGUGGUCGUAUUGAUCAUGCACACCAUGCCAACGUUGCCUCUAAUGCUCUUUAUGAUGGCAUAGCAUUUGACGAUGCUAUAGAGAUGGCAAAGAAUAUGACGUCAUCGACAGACACUAUGAUUGUUGUUACAGCCGACCACAGUCACACAAAUGUUGUCAAUGGUUACCAAAGCAGAGGCAAUCCAAUACUCGGUAAGGCCGACAAAGACAUUGGAGCCGAUGGAUUGCCAUACACCACUAUAUUAUAUACGAAUGGCCCUGGUGGUAUAACUGUGGAUCAAAACUAUCGGACAAGUGGUAAUAGAGGCGAUAUAACUGAUACUGAUACUGAGGCAGAUGUGUACAUACAACAGGCAUUGGUACAACAGGUAUCAUCAGAACAUGCAGGGGAAGACGUGUUAAUAUUUGCUGAUGGGCCGAUGGCUCAUCUAAUACACGGCAUUCACGAACAACACUAUAUAAGUCACGUAAUGCAAUACGCAGCUUGUAUUGGUAAUUAUACAGCUGCGUGUCCGUAAUUAAAAUAUGACACUUAUUUUUAAAAUGUAACUGCU
Saccoglossus kowalevskii is the source of this 1359-nucleotide messenger RNA. RefSeq names its product alkaline phosphatase-like. Lineage: Eukaryota; Metazoa; Hemichordata; Enteropneusta; Harrimaniidae. Gene Ontology annotation, biological process: dephosphorylation. The record is from RefSeq and is a predicted model, not a curated record. Gene Ontology annotation, molecular function: alkaline phosphatase activity.